Molecule: messenger RNA, 2865 nt
Organism: Orbicella faveolata
Lineage: Eukaryota; Metazoa; Cnidaria; Anthozoa; Scleractinia; Merulinidae
Product: rab11 family-interacting protein 4-like
Biological process (GO): endocytic recycling; regulation of cytokinesis
Cellular component (GO): endocytic vesicle; midbody; recycling endosome membrane
Molecular function (GO): calcium ion binding
Source: RefSeq, a predicted model, not a curated record
UCAUCGGCAAAAUGUUUAGAGGACAAAUCGCCAGCCGUUUCACUGAGGUCUCAAUAGUCCGCUACACAAAAUGAUACCUUUAUAGCACUGAUAACGGGUCCCUACUAAGAUCAGGGCUUGUGAAGUUUUAAAGCAUGUUAGAAGUGAACAUGGAGGAUGUUUUGGUGCAUUUGAAAGCUGUGUUCGAAGCGUGCGACCAAAAUGGCGACGGAUUUGUGAAGACACAAGACCUUCUACGUCUCGGCCAAGAACACUCUAGCGUUGGCUUUGAGGAGAUGAAAACGCUGAUUGAAAAGCUCGAUCCCGAAGAAAAUGGGCGGAUUAGUUUCGAUGGUUUCUGUAAAGGAAUACACGACUUUCUCGGGGUUAACGGCGAUAUCGAUUUGAAUGGCAGUGGCAAAGAGGCGCACGAUUUUGUCGAAGACGAUUCUUACCCAAGACUAACAAUAUCUGCCGUCGAAAACGACCAACAAGAAGAUAGCUGUUGCGAGCGGGACAGCACUUACAGCACAACGUCAACAAAUGAAUAUAUUGGUGAUGAUGACGACAAUUUUCCAGACGAGUUACAAACCUCAAAUUUCAGUCGUAAUCAAAAACAAUAUUCUACAUUUCCACCUCCUACUGGGCCACGGUUGAAACAUCGGGCCACUUUAGCAGCCAUGAAUGUCGACAUGUACAGCGAUAGAUGUUCACACUCAGACACAAGUGAAUACCAGUCAGAGGAAGGAUUUGAAGGUUAUGGAGAGAGCUUUAGUGAGGAUACGGCAUUUGAAGAUAGUCCAACCUUAAGGAGGGAACGACAGUUUGAGAAUCGUCUUUAUAGAGGCUCUGGUUCUAGAAGAACUUCAGCUGCAGCAGCUGCCAUGUCAAGUCAUAAUAUGCAUCUUUUUAAAUGUCACUCGGAGAACCCCAGCCGACAUAACAGUUUUGAUGAUCUGAUUGGUGAUAGAGCACUAUCAGACAGUGAAACCGGAACAUCGAUGUUUCUUCUGACAGAGCUAAAGAGGUUAUCAUCCCAAGUAUCGCUGUUACAGGAAGAUCAUGCGAUGCAAACAGAUAAACAAUAUAAAAUACGAGAAGAAAACAAAUUGUUAUGUUCAAGGAUAAAUGCACUAGAAGAACAGAUUGAAAGCCAAAAAGUAACAACAGGAAAACAAGUAGAAGAAGAAAGUUUUAAAUAUAAAUUGGCCUUGAACAAAUUAGAAAGAGAAAAUGAGGAAUCUUUAGAAGCACUUAACAGAAAAUUACUUCAAGCUGAAGAGGAAAUAGAAAAUCUUAAAAAAGUGGAGCCUUUGUUGAGAAAAGAGCUUGACACAUGUCAAGAGGAGAAAAGAAGGCUUGUCAAACAAGUCGAUAGCCUCGAGCUUGCACUUCAGAUCAAAGCAGAUGAAGUGGCUGAGCUUAAAGCAAAGCUUGAAGUUGAAAUAAAGGGACGGCUAGAAGAACAACAUCACCAUGAACAGGAGCUUGCUUUGGCUUCUGAGCAAAUGGUUGAACUGGAAAAAUACAAGUAUGAAGUAGACCUGAAACUUAAAGAUCAUCACAGCAUGGAACAACAAAAAACCGACUUAGAGAGACAUGUGCAGUCACUAAUAAAGGAAAACUUGAGCUUGAAAAAUUCAAAAGAAGAGCUGAAUGUUCAGCUGCAUCAGGAUGGUUACUUUGGUGCUGGUCAGCAAGGGUCACUGGCCGAUGAACUUGUCACAGCUGACAAAGAAAAGAUUAUCAGUACUCUUAGAGACCAAGAAGAGGAGAACAGGAGACUAAGAGGCUACUUAGAUGGACUGUUAAUGAUGAUUAUGGAACACAAUCCUGCACUUCUUGAGCUUCAAUAACACCAUCUGAUCUGUUCGUCCCCUACCCACCCAUCCCUGUACAUCUUUAUUGACAUACAAACAUCCUGGCAAAUUAGAUGGUAGAUUUUAUAUGCAUACGCAGGCAGUAAAUUACAAUCAUUUUUUAGGAUUUUUUUACCAAGAAUGCAGCUACAUGUUUUUCUAAUUACAGUCUUGGUCUCUGUUUAGAAAUCAUGCACUUUAAUUUAGUUGACUGUGUGACAUGCGGUCUAACUUUUGUUUUAGUUGUAGGAAACAUCCUACGUUCUGUUAUUCAUUUACAGGCUAAAGCCAUUAAAGACCUGUAAAAUUACAGAGAAAAAGUAAACUUGUAUCCAGUUAAAGUUGACAUUAUUUUCAGUUGGGGAAAAAUUGGGCACGCACUUAUUUCCUCAACCAAAAUUCACAGUGUCUAAAGAGAAAGCGAGUCAAACAAAGAGAAUUUUGUUCUCAUUUCAAACUUUUUUUCAUUUUCAUAUUAGGAAAAUAUUACAAAGCAGAGAUUGUUAAUCGUACAUUGAUGUUUGUGAACCUGGAAACAACUUCCCCCCCUGCCCCACCCAGAAAAAAAAAAACCUCAGUGCAUUUUGUGAUCUACCACUUCAGUUAGCAAGUGGACAAUUUUUUAAUGUUUGAACAAUUAAAUUAUUUGAUAGCUGUAGUGUAGUGUAAAUACCACCGUUCUAGAUGGAAAAAAUAUAUGAAUAAGUUGAUUGUUGAGAGUGCCACAGAGAAAAUGGAAUUGACAAUGUAUCUUUGAAUGAUUUGGAAAGACCCGUUGAUAAGACAUGGUCUAAAACUUGGAACACUGAUGAAAAAGCUGACACUAAACUGCCAAUUACUUACCUAUACUAUGCUUAAAUACCAUAACAAAUUAUUUUUUUAGGCAAUGACGAUUUCACUAUAAAGGUAUACAGUGUCGUUCCCAGAUCUCCUGAUCACCUUGGUCAGUUAGCAGCCAUGGUGAUGGAGUGGGGAAUCUUCUCUUGGAAUGAGAUUGUAUACUGUAUGUGAAUUCACAUUUUGUUAC